AUGACGAGCGAACCGCCGACGGACGGCCGACUUUGCCGUCACUACCGAGACGCGUUCCCGACGCCGGUCGACGUCAUGAUGCCCACCACGUACCUGGGACUUGACUUCAGCACGCAACAGUUGAAAGGAGUUAUUGUUGACGAUGAUCUGCACAAGAUCUUCGAGGCCACAGUACAUUUCGACACGGAGCUCCAAGAGUUUCGGACUCAUGGCGGCGUGAUUAAGGGCAAAGACAGACAGCAUCGCGAGGUGACAGCGCCAACAGUUAUGUGGGUCAAAGCCUUGGACGUACUGUUGGACCGGUUGCAAGUGUGCGGUGCCGAUUUAAGUACAGUCUCCGCGGUUUCUGGUUCCGGACAGCAACACGGCACGGUGUAUUGGACGAACGGUGCCGAAAAAACGCUGCAAACUUUGAACCCGGCCGGAUUUUUGCACAUGCAAUUGGCGUCUUGUUUUUCCGUGGUCAACUCACCAGUGUGGAUGGACUCCAGCACCACGAAACAGUGCAAACAUCUCGAGGACACAGUCGGAGGACCACAGCGAUUGGCCGACAUCACCGGAUCGAAGGCGUACGAGAGGUUUUCUGGGCCCCAAAUCGCCAAAAUGGCAGAAAGCAAACCAGGGGCCUACCAGAACACGGAAAGGAUAUCGCUAGUGAGCAGUUUCGGCUGUUCGUUAUUACUCGGCGCAUACGCUCCGAUCGAUUGGUCCGACGGUUCGGGGAUGAACCUGUUAGACAUCAAGACCAAAGAGUGGUCGACUGAAUGCUUGGAAGCGUGCGCGCCGGGGCUGGACUCGAGACUGGGGCGGACUGUGCCGCCGGGUACCGAUUUGGGCCCGAUCAGCAAUUAUUAUGUGGAGAGGUUCGGGUUCAAUCCCGAGUGCCGAGUGGUGUCAUUCACCGGCGACAAUCCAGCGUCGUUGGCCGGCCUGUGCCUCAGCGACAACGACAUCGCCAUAAGUCUCGGGACCAGCGACACGCUGUUCUUGCCGCUGGACGAGCCCAGGUGUCUAGAAGAGGGACAUGUCCUGGUCAGCCCGAUCAACCGAGACGCGUACAUGGUGCUUCUGUGUUUUAAGAACGGCUCGUUGACCCGCGAAAGACUGAGAAACCAUUACGCCAACGAGUCGUGGGACCACUUCAACACAUUGCUGGAGAGAACGCCCAGAGGAAAUUUCGGAUAUCUGGGACUGUACUAUGACGAACAGGAAAUCAUUCCGUGGAUACAGGGUGACUACCGUUUUGAUAAGAAUGACGGGCCUGUGGACAGGUUUCCCAGCCGGGAGAUCGAAGUCAAAGCGUUGGUCGAAGGACAGUUCAUAGCUAAAAGGGCGCACGCCGAACAGUUGGGAUACACGAUAGAUGCCAAGACGAGGAUCAUAGCUACGGGAGGCGCUUCAAACAAUAAUACAAUCUUACAAAUUUUAUCUGACGUUUUUAACGCACCUGUUUAUACACAAGAAGCUGCCAAUUCCGCAGUUCUGGGUGCUGCAUAUCAAGCUAAACGUGGACUUGUUCAAAGUAAAUGUACUGACUGCGUAGAUUCAUUUCAAUCGGUGGUAACCACUGCCGCUCCUCCCACAUUAGCUUGUUCACCUCAUAAAGAUGCUUAUGAAAUUUACACUCCAAUGGUCAAGCGGUACAAUAAUAUUAUUAAAGAGGUGCUAUCAGCUACUAGAAAAUGA
Molecule: messenger RNA, 1686 nt
Organism: Macrosiphum euphorbiae (potato aphid)
Lineage: Eukaryota; Metazoa; Arthropoda; Insecta; Hemiptera; Aphididae
Source: the annotation of a GenBank genome assembly